Messenger RNA from Toxorhynchites rutilus septentrionalis, 442 nucleotides. RefSeq names its product cytochrome c oxidase subunit 7A1, mitochondrial-like. The transcript has 3 exons. Lineage: Eukaryota; Metazoa; Arthropoda; Insecta; Diptera; Culicidae. Gene Ontology annotation, biological process: mitochondrial respirasome assembly; regulation of oxidative phosphorylation; mitochondrial electron transport, cytochrome c to oxygen. Bases 165 to 389 code for a protein of 74 amino acids. The record is from RefSeq and is a predicted model, not a curated record.
UAGAUCACGCUUAACGUCGGUUAAAAAUAGCCCACGUGCAACAGCAGCAGCAUUGAAGCCAAAAUGCAUCAGUCAUUUCCACACAUUUGCAGGCACAAGCGCAUCGGGCAGCUGUUCUUUCUUUCAAUUAGUGGAGAAUAUUCUUGAAAGGUUCAUUCACAAAAAUGGGAGGACACUCAGAGUCUAAAGUGUACAUUUCCGAUAAGCUGCCGGAUUCGCUGCGCAAGAAUAUGCAAAUUUUCCAGGCUAAAAAUGAUUUACCCGUGUUCCUGAAGGGAGGUCCAGUGGAUAAGGCCCUUUACUUCACCACCGUCGCUCUUUGCGGUCUCGGACUUCUGGGAAUCAUUCGAUAUGUAUACUCCGCCGGAUUCGCCUCCAAGAAGAAGUGAAAAAUGUGAUAUUCAUAUUAAAGAUCAUCGUAGUUUUAAUCUUCGAAAAUAAA